This is a messenger RNA of Conger conger (European conger), 3756 nucleotides long. RefSeq names its product MAU2 sister chromatid cohesion factor (gene mau2). The transcript has 19 exons. Gene Ontology annotation, biological process: maintenance of mitotic sister chromatid cohesion; mitotic sister chromatid cohesion. The coding region runs from base 55 to 1860 and encodes 601 amino acids. The record is from RefSeq and is a predicted model, not a curated record. NCBI's taxonomy places the organism in Eukaryota, Metazoa, Chordata, Actinopteri, Anguilliformes, Congridae. Gene Ontology annotation, molecular function: double-stranded DNA binding; protein binding. Gene Ontology annotation, cellular component: chromatin; SMC loading complex.
AAAUCACGCGGGGAUGGAGAAGGGCCCGUGCUUGUUGUUGUUGUUGUCGGCAAAAUGGCGUCUGGCAGUGAGGCCCCGGAAUCUUGGUACCUCGCCUUGCUUGGAUUCGCAGAGCAUUUCCGUACUUCAAGUCCCCCUAAGAUUCGCCUUUGCGUCCAUUGUUUGCAGGCUGUUUUUCAGUUCAAGCCCCCGCAACGGGUUGAAGCUCGAACUCACCUUCAGCUCGGCUCAGUGCUUUAUCAUCACACCAAGAACAGCGAACUCGCCAGGAACCACCUGGAGAAAGCGUGGUUAAUUUCGCAACAAGUCCCUCAGUUUGAAGAUGUUAAAUUCGAGGCUGCAAGUCUUCUCUCCGAGCUAUAUUGCCAGCAGAAUUUGGUGGAUUCUGCGAAGCCCUUACUGCGCAAGGCCAUCCAGAUCUCACAGCAAACUCCCUACUGGCACUGCAGGCUGCUCUUUCAGCUGGCGCAACUGCACACCUUGGAGAAGGACCUGGUGUCUGCUUGUGACCUGCUGGGAGUGGGUGCUGAGUAUGCCAGAGUGGUGGGCUCUGAGUACACCAGGUACUGCCAAGCACUGUUUCUGCUGAGUAAAGGAAUGCUGCUGCUGAUGGAACGUAAGCUGCAGGAGGUCCACCCUCUGCUCACCCUCUGCGGCCAGAUCGUGGAGAACUGGCAGGGAAACCCCAUCCAGAAGGAGUCUCUGAGGGUCUUCUUCCUGGUGCUGCAGGUCACACACUACCUGGAUGCUGGGCAGGUGAAGAGUGUGAAGCCCUGCCUAAAGCAGCUGCAGCAGUGCAUCCAGACCAUCUCCACGCUCCACGACGAUGAGAUCCUGCCCAGCAACCCCGCCGACCUGUUCCACUGGCUGCCCAAGGAGCACAUGUGUGUGCUGGUGUACCUGGUGACCGUAAUGCACUCCAUGCAGGCAGGGUAUUUGGAGAAGGCGCAGAAGUACACAGACAAAGCACUCAUGCAGUUGGAGAAACUCAAAAUGCUGGACUGUAGUCCCAUCCUCUCCUCCUUCCAAGUCAUACUACUGGAGCACAUCAUCAUGUGUCGGCUUGUCACCGGGCACAAGGCAACUGCGUUACAAGAGAUCUCCCAGGUGUGUCAGCUGUGCCAGCAGUCCCCCAGGCUGUUCUCCAACCACGCCGCCCAGCUUCACACUUUACUAGGUCUGUACUGCAUCUCGGUGAACUGCAUGGACAACGCCGAGGCACAGUUCACCACAGCACUGAGGCUGACCACACACCAGGAGCUCUGGACCUUCAUCGUGACGAACCUGGCCAGCGUUUACAUCAGGGAGGGGACCAGACAGCAGGAGCUGUACAGUCUAUUGGAGAGGAUAAACCCAGAUCAUAACUUCCCUGUAAGCUCACACUGUCUCCGAGCGGCAGCCUUCUACAUCCGAGGACUGCUCUCUUUCUUCCAGGGGCGUUACAACGAGGCCAAGCGGUUCCUGCGCGAGACUCUGAAGAUGUCCAACGCGGAGGAUCUGAACCGACUGACUGCCUGUUCCCUGGUCUUGCUUGGCCAUAUCUUCUACGUGCUGGGAAACCAUCGGGAGAGCAACAACAUGGUGGUCCCAGCCAUGCAGCUGGCCAGCAAGAUCCCUGACAUGUCUGUCCAGUUGUGGUCGUCUGCUCUGCUGAAGGAUCUGAACAAGGCCUGUGGGAACACCAUCGAUGCGCACGAGGCGGCACAGAUGCACCAGAACUUCUCCCAGCAGCUCCUGCAGGACCACAUCGCUGCCUGCAGCCUCCCAGAACACAACCUCAUCAGCUGGAUUGACGGGCCUCCCCCAGUGCAGUUCCAGGCCCAGAACGGCCCCACCACCAGCCUGGCCAGCCUGCUAUGAGUCCAGCAGACCCCACCCGCCCAGCGGAGAGGAGCCCCUCUGCCUGGGACACACACACAAGGGCUCUAUACCACCUCUGGCCUCAGUUUUAUACACAAUACUUUCAACAUUAACUUAUGGUUCCUCUUAUGGUGUGAAAAUAAUGUGGUGGGGUUUAGGGCAUUUCUAGUGACAAAUUUUUACCUGGUAUUCAGAGCAUCUUUUUAGCUGGGAAACGGUCCUGAAGGACUAGGCCGGAGGUGUGGUGUGACCGGCAGACGGAUAGUGUCAGAGACGGAAAGUCUCUACCCCCAGGCUAUGUAUAGACCCCCAGCCCCAAGACAGACUACAAGACAGGACAGACAAGGACCAGACGUCACCAUGCGGAGGUAGCAGUGCAACUUCCAAGCGUUUCAGGACAAAAGCACGAGUGCAUCCCGCGAAGGAGCAGCAGAGCCUGGCCGCUGAGGCGGUGUCCACGGCCUCCUCGGGUUCCUGACGACAGUUUGGACGUUUCUAGCAAACGGACAGCCGCAAAAACAAAAAAGGAAAAUGGCAUCCGCUCCCGUGCGCCGAUCUCCCUGGAUUCCUGGGACCGGAGGAGGGGAGCGCAGAAAGACGCCGUUUUCAUAUCUCUGAAGCCCGGUUGAGUUUCACUCUGUAAUAAACCGAUUUUUACGUAAUUUUUGUAUGCAGCCACAGCGAGGGUGCAUAUUUCAACCUUGACCGUGCUAAUGUAGGGGCUGGUGUUACAAAUCGUAGUGUGUGAGGGGGGGGAAUUAUUAGAAACAUACCUGUUAUAUAAUUAAUUUAUUUACUUCUUUUUGAACUGUGGAAAACGAUUUUAUAGCGUGUUAUACCUUGUGUGACUGCAAAUAUUUGCAGAUGCAUGGAACAAUUUUACAUUUCUUAAACGUUAUUGCUUCUUUAUUUUCACGGCAUUGUGAAUAACUACUAGUUGAUUUCGGAAGGUUUCAUCCCAACUUGUUCACGGUUGAGAAACAGUUGACUUGGCUGUCACUACCUUGAGUGUAUUAUAUGUGACAUUAGGAAUUACACUUAUCUAUCUGAGGGAUUGUAAAACAUUAAGUUUGGAAAAAAUUAAUAUGGAAAUAAUCAUAUACAAGCCCUGAAAUGUAAGGUUUUUAUUAAUGGGGUGCAACAAGACGAAGCGAACUUCAUUAAACAUAAGUGCAGUCCCUUAAUCCACCAACAGAUGUCCCUGUUGAACAGGAUUGGAAGAAAUUGUUUGAUAGCUUUUUUGUUUUUUAUUUAAUGCUCAGCAACAUUUUUUAAAUAUUGGUAGGAUCUUUUUUUCCUGUCAUAUAGGUAAUAAGCUUUUCGAGAAUAUAAACAUCUCCCUUUUGCUCCUAUUUUUCUCUGAAAGAGUAUUUUUUGGUAAUGUGUGUAACUUAAUGCAGGCUUAUAAUAGCUGUACAGAUCUUGGCGGUUUAAACCGCUCCAUCUCUGGCCAUUUGCGCAUUUUGCCCCCUUCAUCCUAAAGAAAAGUCAUUUAUUAGAUUUUGUAAAAUUUUAACAAUUGUAUACCACAUUUAAUAUUAUAUUAAUCAUUUUGUUUCCAUACUUAAUGUUUAGUUUAUAUACAUUUUUGCAAAGUAUGACAUUGUACAAACUUAGUUUUUUUUUCACCAUUGUAUCACUUUUGCCAGCCUUUGUUGGACUAACAUUUAUUGUGAUGAACAAAAGCAUCUUUAAAUGUUGUCCAUUGUACAGUGUAUUUUUAAUUAUCCCAUUGUAAACAGAAAAUAUUGCAAUGGCUGCAAUCGAUUAAAUUUCUUUGUUUGCAUUCUUAUACAGGCAUACCAAACCUGGUUUACCCACAUUCAAAUGUCUGUGUUUUUGAAUGCUGGUAUUUUUCCCAAAAUAUUGGAAUUUUCAAAUAAACUCUAAAAACUG